AUGUCGGAAGAAGGUGCAGAAAGCGCACCGAAGCGCGAAUUUGUUGUUCCACAAAAGCUUAUCAAAUCUCCCACCGAUAUGGAGGUGUGGAGGAUGUCGGAAGCAUAUUACGAUCUGCUGGGAUUCAUCAGUAGCAUGUCCGUGGCGUUGCAGGGAACUCGCAAUAGCCAAAAUGUAACGAUGCCAGCUGUGGUUGAAAAGUUGCUGAAAGCAUUGGAACGGCUUGAGCAGCUGGCAAUUGAAACGCCACCAGUUGACCAGCCGGCACGAUUCGGUAAUGUUGCCUACAAGAGUUGGUUUCAAAAAAUGCAAUCAGAGAGUACGCAAUUGAUAAACGAUGCAUUGCCCGAGUCCUUGCAAGACGCAACGAAAGAGCUAUUGGUUUACUUCGUUGAUUGCUUCGGUAAUCCUACGCGUAUUGACUACGGCACUGGUCAUGAAUUGGCGUUUAUCAUGUUUCUGAUGUGUCUGUUCAAAAUCGGUGCCGUUGAACGGAAGGAUGAAGUUGUAAUUGGUCUCAAGCUCUUUCACCAAUACAUCAUACUCGUACGUAAGUUGCAAGUGACCUAUCGAAUGGAACCAGCUGGCAGUCAUGGAGUGUGGAGUUUGGAUGAUUUUCAGUUUGUCCCUUUUAUAUGGGGCAGUGCACAACUGUCCGUCAACAGUCCAAUCGAGCCGGUACAGUUUGUUGAGGAGAAAACGAUCGAGAAAUACAAAAAGGAGUUGAUGUUUGUUGGAUGCAUCGACUACAUUCAGCAGGUGAAAACUGGUCACUUUGCCGAGCACUCAAAUCAACUGUGGAGCAUUAGUGCCGUUCCGCAGUGGUCAAAGAUCUGUACCGGGCUGAUAAAAAUGUAUCAAAAAGAGGUACUUUCUAAAUUCCCCGUCAUGCAGCAUGUCUACUUCGGAUCGGUGCUCACAUUGAAGACGGUAAAACCAGGCACUGUGUUGCCUAGCCCUAGGCUAGGGAUGAUUCCUCGUCAACAUGGUUCUGUGCCAUUGGUACCAGCGCCACCGAAGUUUGCUGGUGGCGAUGGAAUGUGAUAAAACUGUGUAUUAU
Molecule: messenger RNA, 1060 nt
Organism: Anopheles nili
Lineage: Eukaryota; Metazoa; Arthropoda; Insecta; Diptera; Culicidae
Gene: Ptpa
Product: serine/threonine-protein phosphatase 2A activator
Exons: 3
Coding region: 1-1044 (347 amino acids)
Biological process (GO): mitotic spindle organization
Cellular component (GO): protein phosphatase type 2A complex; nucleus; cytoplasm
Molecular function (GO): peptidyl-prolyl cis-trans isomerase activity; protein tyrosine phosphatase activator activity
Source: RefSeq, a predicted model, not a curated record